Molecule: messenger RNA, 1987 nt
Organism: Betta splendens (Siamese fighting fish)
Lineage: Eukaryota; Metazoa; Chordata; Actinopteri; Anabantiformes; Osphronemidae
Product: LIM domain only protein 7-like
Exons: 3
Coding region: 238-1458 (406 amino acids)
Biological process (GO): regulation of cell adhesion; regulation of signaling
Source: RefSeq, a predicted model, not a curated record
AACCACGAACAGCCGCGUUGGUCGCAGCUCCAUGCUUCUAACAGUGCAAGUUGUGGCUUUAACGUUCCAGCCGCGGCGCGUCGGGAGGAGCGUGUUGAGUCCUGAGUCUCCGUUUUGCCUUGCGGUCCUUUGGUUUUGAGCUUGCGUUGGCUCGCCGGUCCCGCCGUCUCGCCCGGGGGCCGCCGCGCUCCGGUGUGCGUGCCUCGUGUGCUGGUGCUGUGCCGCUGUGGAGCUCUGAUGCGUGGGUGGUCUCUGUCGAGCAGCGGCGGCUCCGCAGGGGUGGACCACCACAGCCUGUUCAGGGGCGACGCCGACUCGGAGGAGGAGGACGACGAGGUGGGCUACGCCGACCCCGUCCAAGACGACCUCUACGCCCGGAAGAUGGGCCUCAAACCGCAGCCCGCUGGAAACGCAGCCUAUAACAAGUUCUUACCCAAGUUCUGGACGCCUGAAGAGGACGUUCACUUGCAGAAGAUCAAGUUGGGUUCUCAGAGGAGACCCUGGUAUAAAAAGAUGCAAGGCUUAAGCCCCAAGAAGUCGGGCUCUUCCUCCGACGACUCAGACUGUGACAUCAGUCCCUGGCUCUCCUCAGCCCCCUCUCCCUCCGGCCCCUCUCCCUCUCACUCCCACACACCCGAGGCCUCCGCUCGUCCCACUCUUGUCGUGGGCAAAAGUCCUCACAUCCAUCCACACACUCUCCCACAGCUCCCUAAGAUACAGCCCCCCCUGUUAGAGACACCCCCUCUGGUCUUUGCCCCAGUGGACCCCAGCUCAGGCCCAAAGCUAGUCAAAGGUGAGAAAUGGCCUCUAUUGGGGCGCCAAGACCCCCGGGAGCCCCCGGACCCCAUUGAUUAUGACAGCAUUAUCCCAGAUUUGGAGAACGAUGACAUGUUUGCCAGACGGACCCUGGCCUUUCAGUCCAACCUUUACCUGGCGAUGGCAAAGUCUCCUCUUCCCACACCACGUCGCUACACGUCUGAGCCCCAGCUCAAUAUUGUCACCCAGCGGCACCUCCGCCGCGGCGCCGAGGAGGACGAGUUCCCCGACAUCGAGCAGGACGACGUGGUGUAUCGCAGGGAGAAAACCCAGCAGGCUCAGCAGCAGCGGCCGCUCUCGGGCGCCCCAGACAACUAUGCCCCGAUGCCCGUCCCAGAGCCCUGGUGCCUGCCUCCAGAUCUCAAAUCCAGGCUCCUCUGCGCCCCGUGUCCUCUGGCCAAGGAGCCAGCAGGAACCGAAGUGGACGAGGACCGCCCUAAAACGGACGACAUGCUGAUUCGAAAGCUCGGUGCUCCCUCUGAGAGCUCACUGAAAGGCCCUUCGGCAGCUCAGACCUCUCCGUCAGCGCCCCCUACCUGUAGCGACGGUGACCUGCAGCGGUGGCAGGCUAUCAGGGAAGCUAGCCAGCUACGGUACAAGAAAAGGCUCAUGGUGGAGAGGCUAGCAGCUCUGAAGUUAUAGGAAAAAACAUGCAAGCGUCUUUAUGUGUCUGUAAAAUACUUUCCAUCUGAUAAUUGUUGGGGGUUUGGUUUGAGGUCCUGCCCAGUCAGAAAUGGGGAUUUUACCAAAUGACAUUGAGGUUUCUGAAAACAAAAGGUGCCUUUUGUGUUUAUUGGAUCAGUGUGUUGAGUAUUUCAACAGACGCUUCAGUGAAGUAAAUGUGGAGGAUCUCACUACAGCAACAAGAACUUUGUCUCAUCUUAAAUGUUUGUUGACCUCAGAUUUCUCAGUUAUGAAAAAGUCUAAUGAACGACAUUCUGUGGCUUUUUACAGAAAAGAGAUGUGGAGCAUGUUUCACUUUAUGAGCGCACGGAGUGUAAAUGCAGAUUGGACAAAGUUGCAUUAAAUGUUCUGCUAUUGUGUAAUUUGGGGUGUGAUUUAUAAGCACAACACUAUGAAUUUCUAAGACUGUGCGAAGUAUGUUUAGCUGUGUUUUUCUUUCGCACCAAUAAAUUUCCCCAAUAAAGAGGACGUGACUUCAUAGUCUUGU